AUGGAAAAAUGGAAAGAUUUCUCACUCUCGAAGGAAGAAGAAGAAGGAGUGGUAGUGGGUGAGGGUGAACUUUUUGAAGACGAAUCGCUUCAGAGAACUCUAGCUGGGAAACUGUGGACUGAAAGUAAUUUCAAUAGCCGAGCCUUCAAGAGCACAAUGCUAAACGCAUGGAAGCUGAAGCACACAGUGGAAGUUCAAGAUCUAAACAAAAAUCUUUUCAUCUUCAAGUUCAGCUCAAAGAGAGACAUGGAAUACGUACUGAAAACUGGACCCUGGAGCUUUGACAGAGCCCUUCUUGUCCUAAAACGCAUCUCAGGUGAAGAACAACCCUCUGACCUUGACCUGCACUUCAGCUCCUUCUGGGUUAGAAUUUACGAUCUUCCCCUUAUACUCAGAUCUGAAACUAUGGCUAGAAAAUUGGGAAAUAUCAUAGGCACCUUUGAAGAGAUGGACGUUAGAGAAGCCCACAGGAAUGGUAGGUUCAUGCGUCUAAAAGUCAAUAUGGAUUUGAAGGAACCUUUGAAGCACGGCACAAUUGUAUCCUUUAAAGACAAGAAGAUUAGGGUCCAUUUCAAAUAUGAAAGGCUACCCAUUUUCUGUUUCAUAUGUGGGAGAAUGGGUCACCAGAUUAAGGACUGUGAAGCGGUGGAAGAACUCAAUGAUGAGGGCUUUGAAGAUAUCGAAGAACAGGAUCUAGCCUUUGGUCAAUGGUUGAGGGCUUCUCCAUUGCCGAAACUCACCGACGAAUUCAAAAAGCGUGAAUCAAGUUCUAGCUUAUGCAGUAGGGAACUUUUCAACGCGUCAUCUAGCCAGAGUCAAUGUGAAGCAAAAGGAAAAGACAAGGGAGAGGACCUAGAAGUUCAUCAAACACAACCAUCUCCAAAUCAACAAAGUAGCGGUCACAAGGGAGAAAAGGACGCCUCCAAAAACAACGUGGAUGUGGAAACAGUGGCAGAAACUCUGGGUGCAGUCAUGCUGUCUACCAAUAAACAUUCACCUAACGAAGCUCCAAAGGCUGGAGAAGAGCAACUAAGGAAGUGGACACGCAGAAAACCGACAAAGCAAUCUAAGGUCAAUUCCGGGAAAGCUUCUAAACCCAAGAUUGGGAAACGCCAAUUGGUGGAUGUAAUGAUAACAGAGGGACCCUUGGAUGAAUAUGUUAACGGAGACAAAAAAAGGAAGCAGGCCGAGGUAGAAGGUAAUCACCAAAGACUUGAAACAGAGGUGGUGUUGGACGACCAACACCGCCUACACCAAUGA
This is a messenger RNA of Vicia villosa (hairy vetch), 1260 nucleotides long. RefSeq lists its product as uncharacterized. The record is from RefSeq and is a predicted model, not a curated record. The transcript has a single exon. Lineage: Eukaryota; Viridiplantae; Streptophyta; Magnoliopsida; Fabales; Fabaceae. The coding region runs from base 1 to 1260 and encodes 419 amino acids. Gene Ontology annotation, molecular function: zinc ion binding; nucleic acid binding.